AUGGAUUUUGUUAACUACUACAAAAUAUUGCAGCUGCCUCACACAGCAAAUCAAGAUGAGAUCAAGACGGCUUAUCGACAACUGGCCAAGACGAUGCAUCCAGAUAAGAACCCCGAUGAUUGCCAAGCCACUUUAAACUUCCAAAACCUCAAUGAUGCAUACUCUACACUAUCAGACCUAAGAAAACGACGAGUCUAUGACAUAGCGUACGAACGGCACACAAGACCAUAUCCCCCUCCGUAUUCCACUGAAGUGAGAACAAGAACGAGCAAAUUCAAGAAUGAGAAAACGACACCCUUUCCCAAUCCACACUGGGUUGAUAGACGUCAAGUAGAGCAGUUCAUUCGGCAGUUCAAGUCUUGCGUAUCAAAAGCCGUGCAACAAGUGAGCAUCCAAAAGAGAAGGAUAGAACAGAAACAAGAAGCUGUACGAGCUCUCGAAGACGAGAUCCUCACAGCGAGGUUCGAAAUGAUAGAGAUAUAUGAGUGCGGGGCUGGGCCGUCAAAUUUGGAACGCACCAAAGAAUACCCUCAGAUCCAAGCGCAAGAGAGAAUUAAGGCUGAACUGGAAGCCGAUCUCAAGGAGGAGGAAGAAAAGCUCGCAAGUCUCGAAAGGCAAGUUCUGGAGUUUAACCUUCGACUCUCAUAUUGGGAAAAUAAGUGGAACGUUUUCUACGGUGAAUCUUAUUCUUAG
Molecule: messenger RNA, 693 nt
Organism: Fusarium verticillioides 7600
Lineage: Eukaryota; Fungi; Ascomycota; Sordariomycetes; Hypocreales; Nectriaceae
Exons: 2
Coding region: 1-693 (230 amino acids)
Source: RefSeq, a predicted model, not a curated record